AUGAAAGCAACAGAUUAUGAAAAAGUCGUUAAACGAAAUUUGUCUCGAGAUUUUCAAAAAUAUUUGAUACCAACUCCUCCUGAUUCAAAAAAAAAGCAGUUAAAAUUAGAAAUUGAAGGGAAAAGGAAAAUUGACUUCUCCUUACAUAAUUCACUUUUGGUAGGUAAUGAAAAAAAGUAUCAAAAAUCUGAUUCAAGCCCAAACUUGAAUUUAGUUAAAAGAAUGAAGAAACUUGAAGAAGAAAAGAAAAUUAUCGAAAAAAUGAUUAAAAAUGUAGGUAAAGACAGAAAAGCACAGUUAAGCCCGAAGAAAUGCAAUUUAAAUUUAAGUAAAACUGAUGCAAUUAAAGAAAAUGUUGAAAUUUUAAGAGAGCUUUAUGAGACAGCAGAUGAUGAAGUCCAAGAACAAAAUGAAGUUCAAUUAAAAUGCCAAGAAAAGCUUAACGGUAUAAAUGAUGCAGUCAAAACAGUUAAUGACAGCUUAGAAAAGCUUUAUCAAAGCAUUAUUUGUCAUAAAAUUUUUGAUUCUACACACGAAAAAAUGACAUCUUUUGAGUAUGAAAAACAAUUUGACUUGGAGAUCUUAAAAGAUUUAGGCAAUAUCGACUGCAAAAGGACUAAAUUUCAUCACAAAAUUUACCCGAAAUUAAAUUCCUUAAUUUAG
This is a messenger RNA of Blepharisma stoltei, 663 nucleotides long. The record is from the annotation of a GenBank genome assembly. Lineage: Eukaryota; Ciliophora; Heterotrichea; Heterotrichida; Blepharismidae.